This is a messenger RNA of Acaulospora morrowiae, 378 nucleotides long. The record is from the annotation of a GenBank genome assembly. Lineage: Eukaryota; Fungi; Glomeromycota; Glomeromycetes; Diversisporales; Acaulosporaceae.
AUGGCAACAGAGAGAAAUGAGUUGUUACGUAGUGCAUUUAUUGCAAAAAUUGGGAAUGGUUAUGUACCUGAGCAAUUUGUGUUUCUUGAUGAAAGUGUCAAAGAUGAGCAAACACUCUCUCAUAGAUAUGGAUACUCUUAUGUAGGUACAAAAGCUCAGUCAAAGGUAAUGUUUGUUAGGGGUAAACACUAUACAAUACUACCAGCUUUAACAAUUGAUGGGAUUGUUGCCGUUAAGGUCAUUGAGGAGAGCUACAAUAAGAAAAAGUUUGAAGAUUUCAUAUAUACUCAAAUACCUCAUAUGAAUCUGUUUCCUAGCAAAAAUAGUGUUCUGGUUAUGGAUAAUGCCAGGAUCCAUCACAAUGCUGAAUGGAUUUCU